UCGUGUCGUUCUUAUUCGAAUUCUGUUUUGAUUCCGAUACGAAAAAUCCCGUUUUGUUUUGAUCGAAUGCGACGCGCGAUUUACCGUUCUGUCUGGUGGUCUCACUCGCGUUGCGAAACAGUCAAGAAAAAGUUUAAACCCGAUUCCCCACAAUGAUGGAUUCCGCGGAAGAACCUGUCUCGAAACGUGCCAAAUCUGACGCCGCUGCUGCGGACGAGGAAGCGCCCGCCGUAAGAUGUCGGCAUUUUGUACAGCGGAAGAAGCGCUACUGCAAGAUGACGGUCGGCAGAGGGAAGCUCUAUUGUGGGGAGCAUGAAGUCCACGCUGAAGACGACUCGACAGGGGAAAGACGAAUCCCAUGUCCACUGGAUCCCAAGCACUCGAUUUCGGCUGCGAAGCUGGAGAAGCAUUUGAAGAUUUGCAAUGCUAAGCCGAAAGAUCUGCCGGGGUAUAUUGAAGUGGGGAUCAAUGCCGUUUCGGAUGGGGAGGACAAUGAGGUGGCAAACAGCCAAACGAGUUUGAAGCUGUCUGAUGUUCCGAUGGAUCGAUUAGACGCGCUUAUCAAAAAGAUAGAGGCCAUUUUCGACGACACCCAAAUCGGGGUCAUGGAAGAACUGAUAUUGGAGCAUGAAGUAUUCAAAGAGGAGCUAGGGAACGAAUCCUACGGGCCACAAACGCUGAAGCAUCUGAUCCAGUCCGCUUCCCUGUUAGGCAUCCUGAGGCGGGAGAACUUCUUCCAAAAUGACGUAGCUUUCGUGGAGUUUGGAGCGGGAAAGGGUCAGGUUGCUUUCUGGUUGGCUACCGUGCUCCAGCAGUCGGAUUUGAAGAACGUGAAGGUCUUUCUGGUGGAUAAGGCUUCCCAUCGACAUAAGAAAGACAAUAAGAUUGAGGACCGGGAGAUCAUACAACGGGUCCGAGCGGAUAUCGGCGAUCUAGUGCUGCAAAAGUUGGACGUUCUGCGGGAUAGCAGGAAGAUUGUUGGCGUGGGGAAGCACCUUUGCGGCGGAGCCACGGAUCUUGCCCUGCGUUGCUUGAUACGUGCAAAUAAACAUAGGCCAGAGGGUGAUACUCUGCAAUCCGAUGGAUUCGUUUUCGCUCUCUGUUGCCAUCAUCGAUGCGAUUGGAAGACGUAUGCGGGGAAAAAGUUUCUUCUGGAGAAAGGCAUCAGUAGGGAGGAUUUCGAUUUGGUGGUGAAAAUGGUCAGCUGGGCUGUUUGCGGCACGGGAACCAGUCGGGAGAGGAGAAACGCUGAAGGGGACGAAGGAGAUGGAAUCAAGUACGGAAUGACGAGAAGCCAACGCGAGGAAGUUGGACGAAGGUGCAAACGAAUGCUGGACUGGGGACGAAUUCAAUAUCUGAAAGAGAAUGGGUUUGAAGCGGGUCUGAAACUGUACGCAAAAGCUGAAACGACACUAGAGAAUGUAUGCCUCAUUGGACAUGUCAAAUAAACGGAUUCUUUCGUAAGAAAUUAUCUUGAA
This is a messenger RNA of Aedes aegypti (yellow fever mosquito), 1478 nucleotides long. RefSeq names its product tRNA:m(4)X modification enzyme TRM13 homolog. Gene Ontology annotation, biological process: tRNA methylation. NCBI's taxonomy places the organism in Eukaryota, Metazoa, Arthropoda, Insecta, Diptera, Culicidae. The transcript has a single exon. The record is from RefSeq and is a predicted model, not a curated record. The coding region runs from base 153 to 1448 and encodes 431 amino acids.